CGGUUUCCAUGGAAACCGCAUACCUCGCAGGGAAAUAAGCCAAAAAGUUCACGCCAGCUGUGACGUGGUGACCGCAUGAAGGCCUGCAGGUGUGCACGUAGCUGUUUAAGAAUAUAAGAGUGGAGAUGAGCUGAAACAGAUGGAGGACAAAUUACAGGUGGAGCGAGACUACCACAAUAAGAAGCUUCACACAGAGCAGCCACAAAGGUGGACUCAGUGGGACGGGUACGUCAGGCAGGUGUCCAGUGAAAUGGUCCUGAAAGACACACAAAUCAUCAGCCUGCAGGAGAGAGAAACCACACUAAGGAUGGAGCUGGAGCGCAGCAGGAAACAGACUGAAAGGUACAAACAGCAUCUGAGAGCUGGCCUCAACAGAGAGAAAGUCUUGGAGAAGAACAGAGUGCAGAUGGAGCUGGAAUGGCAGCGACGCUUUGAGGAUGUGAAGGUUGACUACUACCUUGCAAACGAGCAGCUAAUACAAGACCUGAUCGAGGCCAGAGACCAGGCUACAGCUGAGCUGGUGGAGAGAGAGCAGCGGCUGCAUGAUCUGACCGUCUUACUCCAGUCCACUAGCAGGGAGCGAGAUCAGGCUGUACAGGGUCUCACUCCAAAGGUGGAUUCUCUGGCAUCGGUGGAGAUCCGGCGUCUACAGGAGCAGAACGGCGCCCUGCGUGCUGUGGUUACCCAGAUGAGAAAGGACAUGGAGGGUCUCGGCCAUCUUCUAGUCUUACCUCAUGCUGAGGCACCAGUGCAACCUGCGUAUCAGGAAUCUUCAGCCUCCAAAGGCGACACAGCAGACUGCCGUCAGCCUGUGGAGCAGGAGGUGCACCUGUCAGGUAAGCCCCUCGAGGAGCAGCGAGGAGGUGGACUGUCAGGCCUAGCUUCAGCCACGGAGGACUCACAACACAUCGAUCCAGGCAGAUCACAGCCUGGAAAUCCAGCUGGUGGUUCGUGUCUGGAUAAACGUGGCAGGCGUCCCGCUGUGACACGUGUGGAGUCAGCUUCCAAUGACAUCACGCAGCAGAGGACACUGGUGCCGCAGCUCCAAGGAGACAGCAAGUACGUGAAAGCAGCUCUGAUGUGUGGCGUGUCUAAGAGCGCCCAUCCUGCUAAAAACGAUGCCCAGCUCCUUCGCGUCAGGCUGAAGCAGGCGGCGUCCUGCAUCGCCCGUUUGAGCAGAGAGAAACAGCAGCUGAUAGCGCUGGGCAACCGCCUCCGUGCCCAGAUCGCCGCCGCCGGACGGCAGGCACCGGGGGGGCUGGAGAAGGACACCCCCACAGAGAAACUAGCAGACCACCAUGGCCGCCUCUCUGCUGUGGAACAGCUGCAGUACCAGCUCACCACUCAGGAGCUGCAGUAUGCACUGAUGCAGAGAGCUGCUGCUGAACAGCACAUCCCACCAACAAAGAGCCAGGCUUCCUUCAAAGGGACUGCAAACACUUGCUGUGGGCUCAAACCCAGAGACACGUCUGAGCUGCACUCGUCCAGGACUGUGUCGCAUGAAUCGCUGUGCUCAUUAACGAUGCUGUGGGACACGCUGGAUCGUGGACUUACGGACUCAGAAGGUGAACGUGGGCUCAGGAGCAGACAGUCUGCUGGCUCUGGAGUCCAGAUGAUGGUGCACGGUAGUGGUGUGAUUCCCAGCCAGCCCCAGACUGAGGCCCAGCAAAGCAGGAGCCAGUCUAAAACACUGCCGAGCACUACUAGGACCAACAGACCUGCAGUCCCUGCCAGGAUCAGCAAGAUCAGAAACUACAACGUUAAAGACUGAGAUGGACGCAGAGGACCAGCCCAGACCAGAGCUCCCAGCAGCUGGCACACUGGGAGUAACACACGAGCAUCACGGACAACAAAGAGAGAAGAGUGGGACAAGGAAGGGAACAAGACUCUGAUGAAACAACAGCAAACACACAUCAGCAAGGGAGGAAACAAGCCACAAACACAAGAACACUCACAGUAAACAUGAACACAAAGACAAAGACACUGCAGGACAGAGACAAACGAGACAGAGACAGACGAGACAGAGACAGACGAGACAGAGACAGGACGGAUGAGAAACACUCAAGGGACCAAAAACCUGAAGCUGAAACUGAACCACAGAGUCCAUCAAACUGAGCAGGAAGCAGAACUCGAAUAACACAACAGGACAACUAUGACUGACCGACAAUGAAGCAAUACAACAAACAGGUUACACUGGAUAAGAUGUGAUUGUUUGUCACCGCAGCAGAAGGAGAAAACUAACCCUGACCAGCAAAAAGCUGAACAGAAAUCAAACGUGUUGAACGUGAGAGUUUCAGGGAGGAAUAUUCAUGAUUUUACUGCUGCGCUCUCACUCUGUCAGAUCCAAUACCUGAAGGAACUACAGAGACACAGAACACACAGGAGCAAACAGCACGAGGCCUUAAACACACGAGGGGACGAGGCAGAGUGGACACCACGGGGGACACAGCUGGACAGAGCCACAGUAAGGGACUGUCAAAAUAAAACAGGAAACGUAACACUGACACAGACACAAAGAACCAUGGACAAAAAGGUAAAGACACGUGGAGGAAACUAAUAAACCUGAAGCUAAACUAGAGUCAACCAACCUGAGGAAGUAACACUGAUCAGUGGGUAAGAACUCCAACAUAAAGUCACGUACUCAUGAAU
Molecule: messenger RNA, 2649 nt
Organism: Neolamprologus brichardi
Lineage: Eukaryota; Metazoa; Chordata; Actinopteri; Cichliformes; Cichlidae
Gene: ccdc57
Product: coiled-coil domain containing 57
Biological process (GO): positive regulation of mitotic cell cycle; cilium assembly; centriole replication
Cellular component (GO): centriole; centriolar satellite; spindle microtubule
Source: RefSeq, a predicted model, not a curated record